This is a messenger RNA of Carassius gibelio (silver crucian carp), 4517 nucleotides long. RefSeq names its product leucine-rich repeat flightless-interacting protein 2-like. Gene Ontology annotation, biological process: regulation of transcription by RNA polymerase II. Gene Ontology annotation, molecular function: DNA-binding transcription factor activity, RNA polymerase II-specific; RNA polymerase II cis-regulatory region sequence-specific DNA binding. The coding region runs from base 503 to 2134 and encodes 543 amino acids. NCBI's taxonomy places the organism in Eukaryota, Metazoa, Chordata, Actinopteri, Cypriniformes, Cyprinidae. The transcript has 18 exons. The record is from RefSeq and is a predicted model, not a curated record.
GCUGUGUAUUCUUUCUCAUCCGAGAGCCGCUCAUCUUCAUACUGGUUCGAUUUGACCUAGAAACAAAUGCAGCUUUGGACAGAUGACUUUAUUCCUCAUUUGGUUUGAAGUACCGAACUAACGUAGGAAGAAAUGUUAAGGGAUGACCGGCUAUAUUCUCGGGAAUGCCUAUCGUAGCCUACUCAUGGCGUAUCAGCAAACUGUCAUCUUCCAAUCUUCCAUCCUAUCCGUGAUGUUUUGACAUAUCGAUGUGCCGUUUGAAUGUGCAACAGGCUCCCGCCAUAUAUUCAUGCGGUUUAUGGAGACGACGGGGAAUCAAAGGGAGGAUGUGUCCUAGUGCUCUACACAUAUUUGUUUGUAGUCGUUACAAAUAUAACCAUUUAUUAACGUUGCUCAUGACACACUGAAUGGUGCUCUUUGAUCUAUACACAACUGGACAGCACUUCAAUUUGGCGAAGUCAUUUUUUGUAGAAGUUUGUGUCAGAUUAUAAGGGAAUUUAAAAUGGCAACGCAAGUAACGGGGAGGAAAAGAAUUUCCAACCGGGAGAAACUAUCGGCGGAGGAUGAUACUCUCAGUCAAAUAGCUCGAGAGGCGGAGGCAAGACUGGCAGCUAAACGGGCAGCCCGGGCAGAAGCCAGAGAAAUCCGAAUGAAGGAAUUGGAGAGGCAACAGAAGGAGGAGGACAGUGAGCGGUAUUCCCGCCACUCUCGGAGACAUGCCUCGUCUCAGAUAUCAGAUGAUGAAGAGCGGAUGUCUGUUGGCAGUCGGGGCAGUUUGAGGGGCAACCACACAGAUCUCUGCAGCAGCAGCAGCAGCAGUCUGCCUACAGCCAGACUACAAAAUGGACGGCCUUCAGACUACAAUGGCUUUCUGGGUUCCAGUUCCAGGGCCUCAUCUAGGGCUAGUUCAGCCCGUGCCAGUCCAGUGGUGGAGGAAAGGUCAGAUUUCCUGGAAAAGGGGUCCCGGACAGCCUCCACCCUCUCUGCUGCAACUCUGGCAUCUCUGGGGGGAGGUUUAUCACGAAGAGGAAGCUGUGAUACAUCGAUUUCAGCUGACACUGAAGCCUCCAUACGGGAAAUGAAGGACUCCCUUGUGGAGGUGGAGGAGAAGUACCGUAAGGCAAUGGUGUCCAAUGCUCAGCUGGACAAUGAGAAAACAAACCUAAUGUAUCAGGUGGACACAUUGAGAGACACUCUGAUGGAGCUGGAGGAACUUCUGUGUGAGACACGCAGAGAGUGUGAGGAGAAAACCAGAGACUUCGAGCGAGAGCAUCAUGCCCACAGUGUCCUGAAGUUCCAGUUUGAGGAGAUGAAGGAAACACUGAGGCAGAGUGAAGAGUCGGUGACGGUAACCCAACAGUCUCGUGGGAAGCAGCCGGACUAUAUUAGAGAGAUCGCAGACUUGCAAGAAACAUUGGAAUGGAAAGAUAAAAAGAUCCGGGCAUUAGAGAGGCAGAAGGAAUAUUCAGACAUUAUCCAUGAUGAACGCGAGGCACUCAGGGACGAGGUUUACCGGCUUAGGGAUGCUCUAAAGAAACAUGGCGUUGUGCUGGGAUCUGAGGUGACAGCCAAUGGGGAGGUAGCAGACAGGACGAUUGAUGGGCAUGCUGAUGUGGAAACAGCCUCAAGAUUGAAUCAAGACUCUCAAAUGAGUGGAGACAGCGUGUUAGAGAUCAGAUUGAGGAAAUUGGUGGAAGAGAGAGAGAGUUUACUCGACCAGGUACGGAAGUAUAAAACCAUUGGAGAGCAGAAACAAAAGAAUGGGACAGAAGAAGCAGGAAGCACAGAUGAGGAUGACCUCCAGAAUGGUCUGGACCCUCAUAUUCUAGAUCUGCAGAGAGAUGCUAACAGGCACAUCAGUGACCUAAAAUUCAAGCUGGUCAAGUCUGAGCAAGAAGUCACAGCACUUGAACAAAAUAUCAUUCGGCUGGAGGGGCAGGUGAGCCGCUAUAAAACGUCUGCUGAGGCUGCAGAGAAAGUCGAAGAUGAACUAAAAGUGGAGAAACGCAAGCUGCAGAGAGAGCUGAGGUCUGCACUUGACCGUAUCGAUGAGCUGGAAGCAAGCAACAGCCACCUUACGAAGAGACUAGAGAAGAUGAAGGCCAAUCGGAGUGCCCUUUUGGCACAGCAGUGACGCCCAUCUGUGCCCACUCUGAAGUCAGGGGCAUGAUUCCCAUCUAGCACUAAUGAUCCGCCACCCGUUUUAAACUAAAACAACUAUCAAUAUCAUAUCAAAUAAGCCCAAUCAUUAUCAUCCUAAUUGAAAGUAGGCCUAAAUAGCCUAUGGCUGACAGGCAUGUACAUCAAACUUCAUUUGUCUUCUAGUGGGAGUCAAAGAGGCGGACAAAUCAACAACUCAUACUGAGGCUCAUCAAAGUGACUUUUUGUUUGGAUUAGCAGAAUUCAGGCCUUCAAUGAGCUCUCAAAAUGUUUUGACUGGUUACGGAUCUCUUAAGUCUACAAACCAACUCAGCACAGGAAGAGCACAGUUAUGGCAGCAUGUUCCUUUAUGGUAGCAUGUUACUUAUGUAAUCCAGUGGUGAGGGACAUUAAAUAAUCUUAGCAGACCGUGCACUUUAUCCAUUCCAGUACUCAAAUUUUGUGUUAUGUGGAAACUGUAACUUACGGUGCCUGUAAGGUGACUUGUUCGGUUUACUUAGUUUUGUCGUGGCCACAACAUAAUAACUCGUGGGAACUUGAUAAUAUGUCAUGGCCACAAGAUAUUAAUUUGUGGGAAUGUCAUAUUAACUCGUGGGAAUGUCAUAUUAUGUCAUGGCCAUGAGAUCAUGUUGUCGAGGUAAGGACAUCCUUAUGUCGUGGCCUCGAGAUGCUAUGUUGAGGGAACAACAUCCAUUUCUCGUGUCCAAGACUUCUUAUGUUGAGGGAACGACAUGUUUUUCUCGUGGCCACGAGUUUAAUGGGUAAACAAACCAGCAUGACCAUAGCAACCCGGGAUUUUCAGAGAUGGAUUCAUUGAUAUUUUAUUUUGAAUUAAGAAAUGAUUAUAUUAUUUAUACAUAUGAAAUUUAUGCAUUUACAUUAUGACAUUUUAUGUUAAUGUCGAGUAUUUACAGUACGGUAUUGUUUACAAAAAUAUUCAGAAUGGUAAGCAAAGAGAUCGAAAUUGAAGCAAAAAAAAAGAAUAUAAACGACGUAUUAUCACGUUCACACAAGUUAUUAUUUCAUGGCCACGACAAAACUAAGUAAACCGAACAAGUCACCUUACCGGCACCGUAGUAGCUUAUCUGCACACAGAUUUGCAAAAAGAGGUAAUGGAGUUUAUGUAGCCCAGAUAUUAUAUGACUGAAUGUAUGCUCUUAUACAGAGAAAGUGUGUGUUCGUGCAAUUUUUGUGCAGGCGGGGAGUGUUGUUUAUACUCUCAACAGUUUAUAAGAUUAUUGGAGAAUUGCUAUAAUGUCCAUUUUAUUUCACACCAAAUCUCUGUGUGUAAGUGUGUGUGUUGGUCUGUACUUAAAUAAGGUGGACUAGCACUUCAUAAUGUUAGUCAUUUUGUUUGUACGCUAAUUUUGUGUAAAAAAAAGGGGAACUUUAAAUAAAUAAAUAAUGAUGCAAUAACAAUGCUGUUAUAACUUUAUGGAGUAUAUCUGGGGAUAAGCCAGGCUUCAAAUGAUUUGAAUCAUUAUCCUGUUUCAAAUGUUCUCAGUGGAUGUAUUCAAAGUAUACUUUGUUGCUUUAUGAAAGCACUCAAUAUAUUUUUCUUGAGGUUGAAGUGGGCCAAAUGAUAAUACUUUUCUUUUGUUUAAUAUGCAGGUUUUAGAACACACUUUCUUUGUUUAAAAAUACAGAAGCCUCGUUGUAAUAUGAUUAGUAGAAUUAGACGGACAGGAAACACAGCUUAUCAUCAGUACUGAUUCAUGUCCAGUUUAAACUUAGAUCAUGGUGCAACUUUAUCAUCUGAGGGCUAAAUGGACAUAUGAGAUGUCACCAGCAUUUAAAGAUAUAAUCUAUAAUCUGAGUCUUGCUUUUGAAAGCAUGCUGAGCCAAGACAAUAAAUGGGAGUGCAGCUCUUUUAUUUAUUAUUAUAUAUUUUUAAGCUGGUCAUAGUAGCACUUUCAGUAAUGGUCUGCCAUUUACAUUAAGUCUAACAUUAAAUCUCAUUGGAUUUGGGUUUUAUAGAAAUGAACAUGGCUUUUUUAAGAAAAAAAAGGGGUAUUGUUUUGCAAUAAUGCUUUCAAGUGUAAAUUGACCAUUGCAUUUACACAAAAACUGCCCAAUGUACAUCAUUAUGAAAACAGCUAUAAUAACGAUCGACAUGAUGCUGUAUCUGCUGGGUAAUGGGUUGUGGUAAGAUUAUUCUUUUUUGCUGAUUGUGCGUUUCACUUGCAUUCCUCCCCUGGGUUGUGCUACCAUUGGAGACACCUUGUCUGCACACUCAGUGAACAUGAACUUGCCAUCUCUAAAGAAAUGAUAUGCUGAACUAUUACAUUGUUCACCGGUAUUACAGCUCUUCUGUAUGACAUGGCAUAGCAAGAAAUAAACUCAUGCAAUAACACUGA